Molecule: messenger RNA, 4291 nt
Organism: Protopterus annectens (West African lungfish)
Lineage: Eukaryota; Metazoa; Chordata; Ceratodontiformes; Protopteridae
Gene: ING1
Product: inhibitor of growth family member 1
Exons: 2
Coding region: 1823-2668 (281 amino acids)
Biological process (GO): positive regulation of DNA-templated transcription
Cellular component (GO): nucleus
Source: RefSeq, a predicted model, not a curated record
GCUACUAUACAAGCUUGAAGGGAAAGGGUUAUGUUGUAGAAAAGCAUAGUAGUGUGCUUCUUAAGUAGUGCUUACUGGGCAUGAAAGUCAGCAGUUAACUGUAGUUCAACACCGUAAAGUAAGCGGCAUUAAAGUAAUUACUCUCCAAGGCAAUCUCCGCGGACUACUCGGAGAUAUUACAUAUACAGGACAGUGAGAAAAUGGUGUUAAUUUCGCAUUAUUUUGAUUGGGAUAUUUGUUUAAAUGCAGACCGUCUAAUUGCGCAGCACGUUGCAGGCUGUCAUCUUAACAGUGUUAUGCAGUUACUGCAAAUGUGUUGGUUUAUAUUACCAUGGCAUUGAGUAAAUAACGGAGGUUAACUUAAUUGGUGUUAGUGCUCAGAUUAAUAUUUAUCUUUAUUAGAACGGGUUGCUAAGGUGGCCAAAAACUAAGAGCUGUUAAGGCAGUGCAACUGCAAAUAUAUGAAGAAACAACUCAAAAUUUGUGACAACGUCUUAAUAACAGACCUCAUUCCAGCAGAAGGGAAUUCGUGGUUUGACCCGUGUUUAAGUCCAAAACUUAUUUUUGAUAUUACUUUUAUGUUAAGCAUCCAUUGCGUCUGCAGUGUACAUUUUUCUAUAAAUAUAAAAUUAAAUUCAGAAUAGCCACAGUAUAGAAGACGUGAUGAUUGCUUAUAGAAUGUACCCAGGUAAAAAUAAACUAACAAAACAAAUACUUUAAACUCGUCAAAGAACAUUGCUCAAGGACACGCCCUCUGAACCCAGGAAACAGCAGGAGUUUUUGUUUUUCAAAUGUAAUUGGGGUGUACAGCCAGUGGUAUUUUACCUGUUCUUUCAUUAGCCUGGUGCGGCAUACAAUGAGCAUAGACCAGACUAAGCCAUUAGUACACAGCAAAUAACAUUCUAUUGAAUUGAAGGAGUAUAACGAAAAUGGUAUAUAGGACGGUUUGCUGGGAGAUGUAGUUCUUACAGUAGAGUUGCCAUUAGAAACGCCUCUCAUGAAGUAGCUCCCGCCGCCUAUAUCCGCGCGCUUUCAUGAUUGGUUGUUUGGUGGUUAAUAUUGGUGGAACCUACUUCUAAAUUUUGCUUAUGAGUGGAUAAUAAGGUUGUCAUUCUCCGAGUACUGUCACUGUAGCUGUUAAAAUCGUUAAAAGUUGAUAAAUAUGACACUCUGAAGUAUAACACAGUAAUUGAAACACUUUUGUCGCCUGAUUUCUGUCAGGACUUAAAUGCAUCACGCAUUAAAUUUAAAUUGCUAUGAAGUGUAUUACUGCGUAUAUAUGACGCCUAGUGUAGUAGACCAUAUCCCAGUAAAGUUUAUUUCUUUGCUGUGUGCGUCACAUUUUAAGUUUGAUUUUGUGACUACAAUUUUAGAAAGAGUAGUCCUACACUUUAUGUAUGACAAGCAGUUUUGUCAGUUCUGUGGCUCUACCAGUAGGAGUUGGAGAUUAUGAAUAUGCUAAUAAGGUAUUGUUGGCCGCGCAGGCGCGGCCGGGUACCGAAUGUUUCCCAAGUGUUUGAAACUGGUAUUUGGGUUUUCCACGUUGGAUCAAGUGCAGCGUUUACAGUAAAAUUCUGUAUUUACAAUCAGAAAGCGAAAUACUGCAAGGGCAACUUUACUGUUACGCAUCUCUUCUACUAUUCAAACAGUUUUAUUCCUUUGAUUUUUCUUUACGAAGGGGACCCCGACCUCGAUCUCUGCUGGAGAACCAUUCAGUCAGCUGCUGAAGUAGACCUUUCUAAAUUGGACAGUUAACAGGAAAGCAAAUGUAGGUAUCUACGUUGUGAUAGUUUUUAGGGAUCCGUUUAUAUUCAUAUUUUAAAUGAAAAUGUUGAGUCCUGCAAACGGAGACCAGCUUCACAUUGUGAACUAUGUGGAAGAUUAUAUGGAUUCCAUUGAGUCUCUGCCUUUCGAUCUGCAACGGAACGUCUCACUGAUGAGGGAAAUCGAUGUCAAAUAUCAAGAUAUUUUAAAAGAAUUGGAUGACAACUAUGAGAAGUACAGAAAGGAGACUGAUUCUGUUCAGAAGAGGAGACUGUUGCAUUGUAUUCAAAGGGCUCUUAUCCGAAGUCAAGAACUCGGAGAUGAAAAAAUCCAAAUAGUUGGCCAGAUGGUAGAGCUGGUUGAAAACCGAACAAGGCAGGUGGACAGUCACAUUGAAAUGUUUGAGACUUGCACAGAGGUGAAUGACAGCACAGCUAAUGGUGGCAAAAUUAGCCAGGACAAGGCACGAAACGAUACUGCUGCCCAGACCGAUAAACCCACUAACAAAAGAUCGAGAAGACAGAGGAACAAUGAGAACCGUGAAAAUGCAUCCAACAAUCUUGAUCACAUUGACACUACUGUAGGAACCCCAAAGGAGAAGAAAGCAAAGACUGCAAAGAAAAAGAAACGAUCCAAGGCCAAAGCAGAAACAGAGGCAUCUCCUGCAGAUUUGCCAAUCGAUCCGAAUGAACCAACAUACUGUCUAUGUAAUCAGGUCUCUUAUGGAGAAAUGAUAGGCUGUGAUAAUGAUGAAUGUCCAAUUGAGUGGUUUCAUUUCUCCUGUGUGGGGCUUAAUCAUAAACCAAAAGGAAAAUGGUAUUGUCCAAAGUGCAGGGGAGAAAAUGAGAAAACUAUGGACAAAGCAUUAGAAAAAUCUAAAAAAGAAAGGGCAUACAACAGGUAGUUUCUAAAGCUGAGAAACUGAUGACUUUACUGUGAAAAUCCUGUUUGUUGGCAUUGUUACCUUACCAGUAUGAAAGAACUACAGAUUUUGUUGUUCUUCAGUAUGAUGAUUAAAUGACAGUCCCUCUAACAUGGGGAAGUAAUGCCUUUGUUAGCAGAGCUCAUGAAAAUAUGAAAACUGCACCUAAGCUUAGAAGGCAUCCAGAAACCUCAGCAUAGUUUUCAGUACUGGCACUGCUGGCCAGGUCAGGAGCUGAACUUUGCAGUAAGUGAUUGAGUCUGGAUUGCUGAUCUGAGACACACAGGGUAUAAUUUGUAAUGUAAAUCUGAUGCUUGUGUUAGUAGAAACAAUGAGACAUGCAACCAGUGCUCCUAUUGCCGUGAGGUUUGCUUGAAAGUAUUUUGUUUCUUCCUUUAGGUGCCAUUAUGAAACGCUAGUAAGCUGAGUUGGAGACUGCAAAGCAAAAAGAAAUGCAUCACAUAUGUUUUUCCAUAUUAGAAGUUAAGAGUUGUGACAUAUUUUUAAGGAAUCUCUCUUUUUUUCCCUUUUGAAGUUUGCAUUAUCAGCAGAUGAAGCAGGCUCCUUUUUAGCGGUUUGAGGUAUUUUAAUGUUUCAUAACACUGUUUCAUUGUGAGAAAACAUUUUUGCCAAGACUUAACUGCUAAAUCAGGAUAGGUAAUAAUGCAGAAUACUGCUGAUUCUCAGUGGAUCAGUUUCCAACUCACUUAGAGACUGCACUUUAAAUUAGGAAGUAAACUGAAAAACUGUUCUUUUUUUCUCUUCACUCACAAUUAUCUUGUUACCAUUUUGAAAUAUUCACAUUAAGGGAACUUUACUUAAUGUGAUGAUGCUGCCUUUCUGGACAUUUGGCAGAAUAGUAGCUUGUACUUUUGUCGGCUAAAUCCACUUACUGAUGGUAAAAUUUAGGUUAGAUAUUUCUUUUGCAAGAGCCGGCAUUACAGGCAUAGAAGGAAUGGUUACAUGUUGAUAUAAAUCCAUAUAAAGGUUGUUGUGCAACUGUUGGGUAACAUGGUGUACCAUUUUAUGUAGUUAAGUUAAUGGUCUGUCUUUUCUUGGUGCACAUUUUUAAGCACUGUUGGCAACUUCUACGGAGUCAUUUCAACUGGCUGGAGGAGACUGGGAGGUACACCAGUUUACAUGUAACAAGAAAAUUGGUUUGGUAGCAGGAGUAAAAGCUAUCAUAAGUCUGCCAGCUAAUGUCUUUUAGUUCAUAUUGGGGUAGGAAAGUAAACUAUCCUUGGGCUUGUGCUAGCCAAAGUAACAUUUCAGUAAGUGUACCAGUUCAGCCAGGAAAAAAAUGCGAAUCUGCUGGAAUUUUCAUGCUUUUAACCCUACCGGCUAUUAGCUGCAAACUUUAAUUUCAUCCCCUGGUUAUUUGCAGUUUAAAAAACUGGUUAAACUUUUAUACUUUCAAAAGAGUGUAUAGCAGCUGACUUUGUACAUUUUGUAUAGUUUGUAUAAAUGUAAAUUUGUAGAUGGCUGUGCACUUCUGUAAGAUAUUCUGAUAGGAAUAAAUAACAUAGUUUAAUAUGCAUUUUUCAGUAUAUAUUAAAAUUGUACAGCUCUGAUAUGAGGUCAUUCCAUUAAAAUCUUUUAAAUCAA